Messenger RNA from Fomitopsis serialis, 1928 nucleotides. Its product is annotated as feruloyl esterase-like protein. The record is from RefSeq and is a predicted model, not a curated record. NCBI's taxonomy places the organism in Eukaryota, Fungi, Basidiomycota, Agaricomycetes, Polyporales, Fomitopsidaceae. The transcript is spliced from 12 exons. The coding region runs from base 114 to 1754 and encodes 546 amino acids.
CACGAUCGAACACGAUCGCGGGUCAGCGACGACUCCGAGAGGUUCGCGUAUAUGAGCAGGGUGUGUCGCUCUUUCUGUCCACCGUGCCUGCAAUCUCUCACUCACGUUACGACAUGCGCGGUUCACUCAUUGCCGCGUACGGAUCCUUCCUUCUCUCAUUGACUCGCUUUCCCGUAGCCUUCGCCUGGGAGACAUCAUGCGAGUCAUUUGCCCUUCAAGACAUUCUCGGAGUCAAUCUCAUCAACGCCAGGUACUACGAGGCCAACUCUACUGUCAAUAUCACGACGAAUAUGUCGAGUAUUGACGCAGCCAACCUGCCCGCAUUUUGCCGGGUUCAAUUGCUCGUCACUACAAACGCGACCGCAAAUUCUACGUGUUACACAGAAGUAUGGCUGCCUGACGAAUGGACUGGACGCUACCUGACGGUGGGCGACGGAGGUUUUGCUGGCGGAGUGAACGUUGGGGAGUUGGCGCUUCUCGCCGUCGCACAAGGCUUUGCCGGAGUAUCUACCGAUACCGGUCACGUCUCCACCGAAGGCAGCGGUUCUUGGGCCCUCAACGACGAUAACGCUAUCAUUGACUGGGGGUGGCGUGCUUUGCAUCUCAGCAUCGUCGCCGGCAAGGAAAUCGUGAAGCAAUACUAUGGGCAAGAUCUCAACAAGUCCUACUAUAUCGGAUGUUCAACAGUAUCCAUAUGCCUGACUCUUCAUAGCCUCAAGGAAGUGCAAUCAUUUCCCGACGAUUUUGACGGCGUCAUUGUUGGAUCACCGGCAAACCGGCAGACAUACCUUCAGGACUGGGGUGUUCGUAUGAGUCUGAAUGUCCUCCCCGUUGGCUCACCUCAGUUCAUCAAUGCUUCUACUUGGGAGGACGUCAUUCACCCGGAGGUUCUCAAACAGUGUGAUGCACUCGAUGGUCUGGCCGACGGCAUUAUCAACGACCCGAGAAUUUGCAACUUCCGGCCGGAAACUCUGACCUGUCGGCCAGGCCAGGACACUGCCACAUGCCUCACGCUGCCGCAGAUAGACGCACUCCAUAAGAUUUACUCGGAUUACUACGAGGCCAACCAGACGUAUAUAUUUGGACCAUACUAUCCAGGCGGAGAGGCGGCGUUCCCGGAUGGGCUUGUGGGCAAUGAGACUCUGUCGAUCGCACUAGACUGGUUCCGCAAUUUCGUGACCAAUGAUUCACAGUGGACGAUCGAUCAGUACAAUCCAUCGCUCAUUGCUCUUGCCGAGGAGAUCAAUCCCGGGCAAGCAAAUGCUGUCAGCCCCAACCUCACUGCAUUUGCUGGGUCGGGCAGGAAUGGCAAGCUGUUGCAAUAUGUCGGCUGGGCUGAUCAGUUAAUCAGUCCCAGCAACUCUAUUCACUACUACGAAAGUGUCCACGCGUUCAUGAUAUCCGAAACGGACAUGGAGACUGCCGAUUUCUACCGAUUGUACACCGUUCCGGGCAUGAAUCAUUGGUUGGCUUACCGGGCGCAGAACGGGUAUGGCGCUAAUGCGUUCGGAAGCGUUGAGCAAGCAUCGACCGGCCUCCCACCUCUGUCCUACGACCCAGAACACAACAUCCUUGCCGCGAUGGUUAGGUGGGUCGAGGACGACAUCGCACCGACGACCCUGAACGCCGUCUACUACAACGAUAACCAAGCCAGCAACGGCAUUGGUUUUGUGAGGCCGAUAUGUCAGUAUCCGCAGAUGCUCCGAUACAAUGGGGGAAAUCAGUCCUCCCCGGAUGGAUUCGACUGUAUGUGAUAGCAGCUGUGAUAUUGUGACCUUCUACCACCUUCAUCCCCCGCACCUCUGGACCCCUCUACGGACAAUGAAAUGCGUAAAUGUGUCUAAAAAUGAACCUGACCCGAUUUGAACGGAUGACCUUGAGGACGCAAUAACCUAUCAGAGCGCUGGAAUCUCACGCGCUAGCCACUG